GAGUCAAUGAUAAAUUAUCUGACUGGACAAAAGUAAGGAGCGGAGUGCCGCAGGGUAGUGUUCUCGGCCCAACAAUGUUUGUCUUGUGCAUCAAUGACCUACCAGAUGGACUUCAAGGGUCUGUCAAGAUCUAUGCUGACGACACUAAACUGUAUGGCAAAGCAUCCACCAAAGAUGAUCUGUGCUCAAUCCAAUCUGACCUUGAUGCACUAAUGGAAUGGAGCAAUACAUGGCAAAUGCACUUCAACACACAAAAGUGCAAAGUACUACACAUAGGCCCAGGAAACGUCAAACACAUCUAUGCCCUUGGAGAUGAUGUCCUUGAAGCUACAUCAGAGGAGAAAGAUCUCGGCAUCCUCAUUGAUGACGAGCUCAAGUUCCAUAACCAUGUGGCAUAUGCUGUCAAGAAAGCAAACGGAGUACUCUCCUGCAUCCGUCGCAGCUUUGAGUGCAGAGACAGGUCCACAAUUCCAAAGCUGUACAAAGGCCUUGUCAGACCUCUCAUAGAUUACGGAGAUUCCAUUUGGUACCCUCGCUUCAAGACAGACUCCAAAACCAUAGAGAGGGUGCAGAAGAGAGCUACCAAAAUGAUUUAUGACAUCCGCAACCGUCCUUACAUAGAGAGACUUCGGGCGCUCAACCUUCCCUCCCUCGAAUAUCGCAGACGGCGAGGCGACAUGAUUCAGGUUUUCAAAAUCAUCCAUGGACUUGAACGCAUCCCAGUUGAUACCUUCUUUGAACACUCGACUAGCAACACAAGAGGCCACAGUCUAAAGAUCGUAAAACAAAGAUGCUCAACGAAGAUUAGACAGGAUGCAUUCAGCCAACGUGUCAUCAAUGACUGGAACACACUUCCUGAAGAGGUAGUCACUGCUACCACGGUGAAUGCCUUUAAAGCCAGACUGGAUCGAGUAUGGAAGGACAAGCGUUUCUGCUCCCCAUAUGAGUAGAAUACCCGACGCAGAACUGAGCCAGACACUUACCAAGAAGACACCCAACUACGAGAAGGAAGAAAAUGAAAUUGAACUGGAAGCCCGACUGCUGAGAACACAGCAUUCUUCCAGAAUCUCGGGUAAAGGUAAA
Molecule: messenger RNA, 1083 nt
Organism: Strongylocentrotus purpuratus (purple sea urchin)
Lineage: Eukaryota; Metazoa; Echinodermata; Echinoidea; Camarodonta; Strongylocentrotidae
Exons: 2
Coding region: 75-950 (291 amino acids)
Source: RefSeq, a predicted model, not a curated record